This is a messenger RNA of Nematolebias whitei (Rio pearlfish), 1744 nucleotides long. RefSeq names its product VPS37A subunit of ESCRT-I (gene vps37a). The transcript is spliced from 12 exons. The record is from RefSeq and is a predicted model, not a curated record. Gene Ontology annotation, biological process: protein targeting to membrane; ubiquitin-dependent protein catabolic process via the multivesicular body sorting pathway; protein targeting to vacuole. The coding region runs from base 325 to 1506 and encodes 393 amino acids. Gene Ontology annotation, cellular component: ESCRT I complex. Lineage: Eukaryota; Metazoa; Chordata; Actinopteri; Cyprinodontiformes; Rivulidae.
AUAAGUUGUCCAAGCUGUUGUUAGCUCUGUUGAUUUCAUUUUGCUAUCCCGUCUUGUUCUAGAAAUGUCGAUGACAAGUCUAUAUUGACCUUUGAGCGUUCAAAAGUAGAACGAAGCUGGCAUUUUGUUUGAUAAGGAAACCGGAUAUGACUUUGUAACGUGAAUAGAAAGAACGUCUCGCGUGGAUAGUAAAGCGAGUUUUUGAUCAACUAGCUAGCGAGUUAGCAAUACAGCUCCACUCCGUGCGCUGCUCAUGAUCUCUUUCCCCUCCGUUUACCUCUUCCUUGGGUUUCACACUCUGUUAUAAGGCUUCUCUGGGGGAGAAUGAACUGGUUUUUUCCCCAGUCUAAAGGCUCCGGACCGCUCCCUCUUAACAGCCUACAGCAACAAAAACAGCGGCAGAUCGAGUCUCUGAAAGCUGCUCAUCCCAGCCUUGCAGAGAUCCAGAAAGAUGUUGAAUACAGAAUACCUUUCACAGUCAACAACUCCACCAUUAGUGUUAACGUAUUGCUGCCUCUUCAGUUCCCUCAGGACAAGCCGGUUGUUACUGUUUACCCCCCUGUUGGUCAUCAUUUAGUAGACAGUAAUAAUGGCACCAUGAUUACUAGCCCCCUUAUCACUAAUUUUGGGAUGCACUCAGAUCUGGGUAAGGUCAUUCAGAGUCUACUGGAUGAGUUCUGGAAAAGUCCACCUGCCUUGAUGUCCUCUGGACCUGCAGGCUUUCCGUUUAGUAUGUACAAGCCAUCAGGUAUCCCUCCUUACUCCUCCCAAGCUUUCCAUUAUGGUCCUCGCCAUGUUGGUCCCAGUCAGACACCGCCUUCAGGUUCAGGUCCAACUCCAUCCCCCGCCCCCAUGACACACCCAGGGGUGGACAUUGCUCAUGGGCCCCCUCGAGCUCCUGCGUAUGGACUGUUAACUGACCUGGCAGUACCUGUGCCUACUGCAGACUCACAGGCGGGGCUGAAUGGACACACGUACAAGAUGCCAGAGAUUCCCGAGUCUUUUUCUGAACUCUGUGACAUGAAUUUGACGCAGUUGUCUGAGAUGUCUGAAAAUGAGGAUGUGUUGCUGGAGUUCUUCGUGGGUCUGCCACAACUCAAACAAGUUGCCAGUGAUAAAGAAGAAUUCAUCACCAGUAUAGUGGAGAUGGCUAAGAAAAACCUUCAGAUGGAGCCACAGCUGGAAGGAAAAAGACAAGAGAUGCUCUACAAGUAUGAACAGCUGACUCAGAUGAAGUCGGCCUUUGAGAUAAAGAUGCAGAGGCAGCAUGAACUCAGUGAGAGUUGCAGUCUGAGCACUCUACAGGCUCGGUUAAAAGUUGCAGCCCACCAGGCUGAGGAGGAGUCGGAGGAGACGGCUGAAAACUUUCUCGAGGGACGCAUCGACAUCGACGAAUUCUUGACAAACUUUAUGGAAAAACGAACGGUUUGCCACAGCAGAAGGGCCAAAGAGGAGAAGUUACAACAGUCUAUAAACACACAUGGACAGUUUCCUCCCAGCCACUAAAACACGGGGUUUGGUGUUUUUCAGCAAACUGCUGCCAACUGAUAAAAGACUUUACAGGAGUUGAAAGCACACAGAGUCAACGACGGGCACUUUGAAGAAACGGCAAGAUGGUGACGGCAAAGUGGGAUUAAAAAAAAAAUCAAAUUUCAUUAUACGAGGCCAAAAGUGGGAGAAUAGGAAAACCCAGUCCCGUUACUAAUCGAACACAUUGUGGAUAAUUCUCCUUGAGCUUUGUGUU